UGCUCCACUCCCAGCCCUUCAACAGCCGUUCUCCACCCCUCAUGUAGUGUACUGCGGUAGUGUAUCCGGCUUAGCGUCCGGAUGAUGCGUGCUCGCCUCUGGCCGUUCUGGGGAUGCACUGGCAGCGGGGCCUAUCGUCCGACGCGUCACCGGGACGUCCUCCCAUCGUGGGCUGCGCACGCUAACGCUAACCGCGCUCCCUUCACGCUUUGACUCUGCCCUGGCUCCGGGGGCGAGCGACGUUAUGCCAAGAAUGGAAGUCUCGGGAGCUUGUCUUCGCCCAAGGGCCGAUACUGUUCCGCCCAGGGUUGAAUCACACGGCACCACGCUCCCGUUGAUCCGACUGCUUCCUGUCCCAAGCCGGACCUGACUGUCGCUGUCGUGCAGUUAAUCCCUACAUGCUCCGGCGAUCGCGUUGGGAGGGGAGGGGGCAUAUCCAUGGAUAAAGACGGAGCACCCUGCCCCUCGCCCUGGCUACCUCCCCUUAGGCUCUCCCCAGCGUCUUUGCCUCGAGCCGCUCAAGUCAGCUAAGCUUCCUUGCUCCGCACCAUGGCUCAGAAGCUCCUUCUCGCCGCCGCCCUUGCGGCCAGCGCCCUCGCUGCUCCCGUCGUCGAGGAGCGCCAGAACUGCGGUUCCGUCUGGAGCCAAUGCGGCGGCAUUGGCUGGUCCGGCGCGACCUGCUGCGCUUCGGGCAAUACCUGCGUUGAGCUGAACCCGUACUACUCGCAGUGCCUGCCCAACAGCCAGGUGACUACCUCGACCAGCAAGACCACCUCCACCACCACCAGGAGCAGCACCACCAGCCACAGCAGCGGUCCCACCAGCACGAGCACCACCACCACCAGCAGUCCCGUGGUCACUACCCCGCCGAGUACCUCCAUCCCCGGCGGUGCCUCGUCAACGGCCAGCUGGUCCGGCAACCCGUUCUCGGGCGUGCAGAUGUGGGCCAACGACUACUACGCCUCCGAGGUCUCGUCGCUGGCCAUCCCCAGCAUGACGGGCGCCAUGGCCACCAAGGCGGCCGAGGUGGCCAAGGUGCCCAGCUUCCAGUGGCUUGACCGCAACGUCACCAUCGACACGCUGUUCGCCCACACGCUGUCGCAGAUCCGCGCGGCCAACCAGAAAGGCGCCAACCCGCCCUACGCGGGCAUCUUCGUGGUCUACGACCUUCCGGACCGCGACUGCGCCGCCGCCGCGUCCAACGGCGAGUUCUCCAUCGCGAACAACGGGGCGGCCAACUACAAGACGUACAUCGACGCGAUCCGGAGCCUCGUCAUCCAGUACUCAGACAUCCGCAUCAUCUUCGUCAUCGAGCCCGACUCGCUGGCCAACAUGGUGACCAACCUGAACGUGGCCAAGUGCGCCAACGCCGAGUCGACCUACAAGGAGUUGACCGUCUACGCGCUGCAGCAGCUGAACCUGCCCAACGUGGCCAUGUACCUGGACGCCGGCCACGCCGGCUGGCUCGGCUGGCCCGCCAACAUCCAGCCGGCCGCCAACCUCUUCGCCGAGAUCUACACGAGCGCCGGCAAGCCGGCCGCCGUGCGCGGCCUCGCCACCAACGUGGCCAACUACAACGGCUGGAGCCUGGCCACGCCGCCCUCGUACACCCAGGGCGACCCCAACUACGACGAGAGCCACUACGUCCAGGCCCUCGCCCCGCUGCUCACCGCCAACGGCUUCCCCGCCCACUUCAUCACCGACACCGGCCGCAACGGCAAGCAGCCGACCGGACAACGGCAAUGGGGAGACUGGUGCAACGUUAUCGGAACUGGCUUCGGCGUGCGCCCGACGACAAACACCGGCCUCGACAUCGAGGACGCCUUCGUCUGGGUCAAGCCCGGCGGCGAGUGCGACGGCACGAGCAACACGACCUCUCCCCGCUACGACUACCACUGCGGCCUGUCGGACGCGCUGCAGCCUGCUCCGGAGGCCGGCACUUGGUUCCAGGCCUACUUCGAGCAGCUCCUGACCAACGCCAACCCGCCCUUCUAAGCAUGAGUACCUAAGAUGCACACGAGAAGCAUGGCGUGGAGAUCAGUUUUUUUUACUGCCAGCGUGGGCCCGGUCACUCAGUCUACUCUAGCUGGGACGACUGUUUGAUUUCUGGCAUGUACAUAGCAUCCUAUUCUAUUAUUGCCCUUUGGAAGCAAAAUAGACUUGUUCAUAUCUCUUG
Thermothielavioides terrestris NRRL 8126 is the source of this 2176-nucleotide messenger RNA. RefSeq names its product glycoside hydrolase family 6 protein. Gene Ontology annotation, molecular function: hydrolase activity, hydrolyzing O-glycosyl compounds; cellulose binding. Gene Ontology annotation, biological process: cellulose catabolic process. Bases 550 to 1995 code for a protein of 481 amino acids. NCBI's taxonomy places the organism in Eukaryota, Fungi, Ascomycota, Sordariomycetes, Sordariales, Chaetomiaceae. The record is from RefSeq and is a predicted model, not a curated record. The transcript is spliced from 4 exons. Gene Ontology annotation, cellular component: extracellular region.